Messenger RNA from Tarenaya hassleriana, 1470 nucleotides. RefSeq names its product 15-cis-zeta-carotene isomerase, chloroplastic. The record is from RefSeq and is a predicted model, not a curated record. The coding region runs from base 184 to 1281 and encodes 365 amino acids. Lineage: Eukaryota; Viridiplantae; Streptophyta; Magnoliopsida; Brassicales; Cleomaceae. Gene Ontology annotation, cellular component: chloroplast. The transcript has 4 exons. Gene Ontology annotation, molecular function: 9,15,9'-tri-cis-zeta-carotene isomerase activity. Gene Ontology annotation, biological process: carotene biosynthetic process.
CAUCACGAUAAUGGUGCCACCCGCCACUACCACCUCUCUACACGCGACUCGUGCGUUUGCCGAGCCAAGAGGAAAGUGUUCCCUCUUCCCGGUGAAUCUCUGAAUCCCUGGCGACGUCAAAACCUGCGUGUGUUCAGAGCUGAAUCACUGUCUUCCUCUCCAUAGAUCUUACCGGACACGACCAUGGCCGCUUCUCUUCUCCUCUCGACAUCUCCUCCCCUUCUCCUCUCUCCUCUCCGCCGCAGCUCCGCCGUAGUCCGCCGCGUCACGGCCUUUCCUCGUCCCUUCUCGCCGACCCACUUGUCUUCAACUCCGGUUUCAGAUACCCUUUUGGUUUCACGGAGACUAGUUCGUCGUAGCUCUCUCCGCGACGAACCAGUCUCUUCGGAGAGCGAGAGUCCUCUUCAAUUCGGUGAGGACUCGGCGAAUUUUGAAUUGGGGAAGCAGAAGAUUCUUUCUUGGCUCUAUUUCGGCGUCGUUUUGGGUGUUGUCCUCUUCGCCCUUGAUGUUGUUUGGAUCGAUAAUUCCACUGGUUUCGGAAAAUUCUACGCAGACGCCGUAUCCAGAGUCUCCGGCUCACCUGAGGUUGCUAUGUUGGUCCUCAUUCUCGUCUUUGCAACUGUACAUAGCGGCUUGGCUAGUCUCCGCGAUAUCGGAGAGAAACUCAUCGGGGAAAGAGCAUUUCGUGUGCUGUUUGCAGGACUCUCUCUUCCUUUAGCUGUUAGCACCAUUGUGUAUUUUAUAAAUCAUAGAUACGACGGGUUGCAACUGUGGCAGCUUCAGGGUGUUCCUGGAGUUCAUGAGGCUGUUUGGUUUUCGAACUUUGUAUCGUUCUUUUUCCUCUAUCCUUCGACCUUUAAUCUUCUUGAGAUUGCGGCUGUUGAGAAACCGAAGAUGCAUAUUUGGGAGACUGGAAUCAUGAGAAUCACUAGACAUCCACAGAUGGUCGGACAGACAAUCUGGUGUUUGGCACACACGGUCUGGAUCGGUAACACGGUAGCGGUGGCAGCUUCCUUCGGGUUGAUCGCUCACCAUCUGCUCGGGGUAUGGAACGGAGACAGGAGACUAGCUAAAAGAUUCGGGGAGGAGGCUUUCGAGAGCGUGAAGAAAAGGACGAGCGUGAUUCCGUUUGCCGCCAUCCUCGAGGGACGGCAGAAGUUGCCCCGAGAUUACUACAGGGAAUUCCUCCGGUUGCCGUAUCUGACAAUAACGGCGUUAACGCUCGGUGCAUAUUUCGCUCACCCGCUUAUGCAGUCUUCAAGCUUCAGGCUCCAUUGGUAGUAGCAGCAGCAGCAGCAGCAGUAAGUAGUCUUCUUUCUCGUAUGGUACUGUGAGGGCUUCUGGCUUGUUCUCCUUACUCUUCUUCUUCUCCUCCACUUUGUGUGUUUUCAUAGCGAGGGAAAAAAAUAUGUAAAUUCAUAAAAUAUUUGUAAAUUCAGAAAAUAAUUUAUUGAUUUUUGUUACAACGCA